AUCGCUUCGGUUUGUUUUGUGUAUUUGUGCAAGUGGUGUUGUUGAAUAAGAUAUAGUAUCUUAUUGAGAAAUAAUAUGUGAAACAGAGCGUGAGUUUUCGUGUUUUUGUGAACAUUGAAUUAGAGAUUUUUUAGUUUAAUAGAGCUUCAUCAUGUACAACGGAAUUGGUUUACCAACUGCCAGAGGCUCUGGUACCAAUGGAUAUGUGCAGAGAAACUGGGCUUUUGUCCGCAAGACUAAAGACAAAGUUCAUUAUAAAACAGAAGAGGAAAUAGAGAAGCUUGAUUCUGCCAGCAAUCGACAGCCUAAUCGUGACAUUUUGGACCAUGAACGCAAGAGAAAAGUGGAGGUCAAAUGCAUCGAACUGGAAGAAAUACUUGAGGAUCAAGGGUACUCGCAGUCGGAGAUCGAGACCAAAGUGGCGGCGUACCGGACCAUGCUGGUGGACAGCGAGAGCGGCCGCGGCAGCGCGCUCCCGAGGGACGAGUUCGGCCGACACCCGCCGCUGCCUCCGCCGCCCCUUCCGCCCCCGCUCGCCAACCUGCAGAUCUGCCUUGUGACGCGCCGCAACUCACGCAAGACGGUGCGCUCCGUCGUCAGUGUGCGAGAAACUCAUCAAAUUGCUGAAGCACAGCAGGAGAAAAAUGCAAAGCUGCGUGAGGCCUUUGGCAUUUCUGAGUAUUUUGUGGAAGGUAGUAGCCUCGACCCCCAGCGGCAUGUGAAGGAAGCACAGGCAAAAGCUGCCGCAGAGCAAAGUAAAAAAUACACAUUGGUUCGUACUCCAAGUCCACCAUCUGUGGACAUAUCUCCCAAAGAGAAGGAUGCUGGGGAGAAGAGCAAGAAAAGGAAGAGAAAAGCAAGAGACAGCUCAUCAAGUCCAGAAGCAAAGAAGGAAAAGAAAAAGAAGUCAAAAAAGCACAAGAAAGACAGGUCAGAGUCGCCUAAACAUUCAAAAAAGAAGGUUUCUCAAAAAGAUAAGAAGAAAGAGAAGGAACGCCAUAAACGGCGGAGAUCGUCUUCAACGUCAUCCAAUGCUUCCUCUUCAUCAUCUUCCUCCUCUUCUUCAAGUGAUAAUGGGGAUUCUAGUAGCGAGUCAUCUUCCAGUUGUGACAAGAAACAUCGUAAAAAGAAGGAGCGAAGCAAGCAAUCUACGAAGUCCAGUGAUCAUGGUGAUAGCAAUGCUAAGGAGAAACGGUCACACUCAGAGAAACGACGUCCCUCUGGUAGUAGCAAGAAGAAGGGUGGGUCUGCAGAUAGUGAUACUGAUAGUGGUCCAGAAACUGAUAGCAAAUCUUCAAAAAAGCGAUCUUUGGAGAAGGGGGAAAAGCAUCGGGCAAAGCACGUGGCACCAUCUCCUUCACCACCUCGCAAUAGAUCUCAUUCUAAUAUUAACAGAAAUGGCAGUCGUGAUAAAAGAGAUAAAAAUGAUACCAAAUCCAAAAAGGGUCCUGACAGUGAUGAUGAAAAAAAGCAUAGUAAAAAGGAUCGUGAAGUGAAGAAAAGAAAAGACAAUGUAGACAACAGUAUCACACGGCAGCGUUCAGUGGAACGGCAAGCUAGGCGUUCCAGAUCUUCGUCUGUGAAAAGGGGUAGUGUGGACCAAAGGAAGAAUCGCUCAUCCCCAAAGGUUCAAACACAUCACAGGAAAAGUUACUCUCGUUCUCCCUCUGCCAAACAUCAUCGACCAAAAGAUGGGAAAAAUUCACGUAGUUCCACAUCUCCCAAACGUCGCCGAUCACCUACUCCUCCUAAGAAGUUUCGUAAAUCAGUUUCGCCAAAAACAAGGCCAAAAAAUCGCCGCAGAUCAGAAAGUCGUAGUAGGUCACCCUCUCCAGUGAAAAAUAAGAACAGUAAUAGAAAUAAAAAAUCAUUAUCACAUUCUCCUGUUGCCAAAAAUAAGCAAUCCCAGCACCGUCGUUCGAGAAGUAGAACUCGAUCCCCUUCUGUUAAAAAUAAUAAGCAGAAGUUUAAUAGAGAAAGUAGAUCUGAACUUGAAAGUUCUCCUAAGAGAAAGCGUUCUGCUUACUCAAAAUCACCACGACCACGAAGAAGGUCUAGAAGUAGAUCUAAAUCUCUUGCAAAAAAUCAACAGCCUUCAGCAAGAACAUCAAAAUCUUCUCUUUCUCCCAAAACAAGACGAUCAAGGAGUAGAAGCCAUUCUCGUGACCGAAAUACUCAUAUGGUUGAAAACAAACGAAAAGGACAUUCUCCUUCUCACAAUAAAAAUAAAGAAUUUAGAGCCCACAGCAAAAGUAAAUCUCCUAAUCGAAAUAAUAAAACCUCAACCAGGUUAUCACCAUCAACCAAAAAAAAUGUGACUAAUACUGAACAUCAGAAAAAGGCACCUGCAAUCAAUACAAAAAAAUCUUCUCUGGCAGAUCCUGUACAGCAACAUAAAAAUAGAAGUACUAGUAGUGAAAGUAGUGAUAGCUCAAGUUUAAGUUAUUCGCCUGUUGAAAGAAAUCCUGAACGGUACCGUGAUGUUUUGGGAGACAGCAAAGUAAUAAAAAAAUCAAGCAGUACCAAGCAUUCUGAAAAGGGUAAAAGAAGUUCUAAUGGUGAAAAGAAACGCUCUAGAUCUCGAUCAGAAUCACGAAAUAGUCGACCUGUCCCUCCUGUGAUGCCACGUGUUCGUUUGAGGUCAUCAAGUGGUGAAGAUGAUGAUGACGAAGUGGGUAAUGAUGACAAGGAGAAAAAAAAAGAGGAGGAGAAAGAAAUUCAUACACUAAAGAUUUUGAAGUCUGGUCUUGCAGAAAAGGCAAAAGAAUCAUUGGAAAAGAAACUGUCAAAGUUAUCACCUGAACAUCAGUCAUCAGAAAAGUCAAAUAGUAAGGACACAGCAAAAGCAGUAGUGGUCAAACAAGAAACAAAAAGUCCCCCGACACACCGUUUAGAAGCAGUUUCAGAUAUUGCAUUACCUGACCGAGACCCAAAGUCAGUGCGAAGUCCAUCAACUGGAGCAGAGGAAGGGUGUACGAAAGGAACCACUCCUCCAGUUAAUUCUUCAGAGGCAACAAAAAAUCCUGUUCAAGUCAAUCAAUCUUUACAACCAGAUUCUAUACCCAAACCACCUGGAUCCCCUCCUGAAAAGAAAGUAGAGGCCAAGAAAUCUGAAUCAGAAGUAGUAAGCAAAAAGGACGUUCGUGGCGAUUCAUCAAAAACUCGCCACAAAACAUCCCAGUCUCCCAGAGUCUCAAGACGACAGCGUUCCAAUUCAAGUAGCCGAUCACAAACUCCAUCCCCUGCACGAAAACCAUCUCCCAAGUCUCACAAAUCUCGCAGUUCUUCAAGAUCAACAUACAGCCACAGUUCAUCACGGCCUAGUCCAAAGCACUAUUCAUCAAGCAGCAGUCGUUCACGAUCCAGGAGUCAUUCAGGAAGUCCAUCACGAUCUCGUUCUGUGUCACGAUCCCCUUCAGACUCUCGCUCUUUAUCACGUUCCUUGUCGCGCUCACGAUCUGGCACUCGCUCACGAUCUCAUUCCCAUAGUUCUGCGAGUUCAAGUCGACAUUCAUCUCGUAGCCGCAGUUCCCGCAGUAAAAGUGGUAGUUUGAGUCCAAGCAGUAGCCACACAUCCAGAUCGCGCUCUCCCUCUAUUCCAAGACGUAGAGGCUCUCCUAGCUUCUUGGAUCGACGCCGCAUAACCAGUGCUCGCAAGCGUCCAAUUCCUUACCAUCGUCCUACUCCUCCCACACCUUCUACUUUGAGUAGCCGGCGAAGUUGGAGCAGUUGCAGCUUUACUCCACGAAGUAGUUGGUCAGAUCGGAGCCGUUCUUCUAUUCAUUCAGUCAGUCGUAGUCCUUCACCCUACAGCCGAUGAUUUAAGAGGUGAAUGAACUCUAAAUUCAGUAUUGUUCCUUGCAUUCAUCAUUAUAUAGUGAAUACGAAUGUGUGUGACUGUAAGUUCCAGAGGUAUGUAAAGUCUUGAUAUUAAGUUGUAAAUUUGACACUACUCUUGCACAAAAUAAGUGUAGAGAAGUGCUAUGUAUGUCACUGUGUGCUUAAUGCUCUGACUUACCAUGUAAAUAUUACCCCUAAUGUGCAUCAUGAAUUUAUGUCAUCUCUAGUCACUUGUACUUAAAAUACUGGUCAUUAAUGCAAAUUUAAAAUUUUGUUUUUGAUGUUGAAAGAUAUUCUUUUACAAUUGUUUAUGUGUAUUGUGACAUUUAUUAUUUAUCAUGUAGCAUAUAAAGGAAGCUUAAAUUAGAGUGGAUGAUUUAUGAUAAAAAAUAAUUUAUUUCAAUAAUCCUUGAGCUAAGCCAAGAAUUUUAUUAUAUAAUGGAACAUAUCUAGUGUUAUUUCAUUAUAUCCAAUAGUGUAAACAGAAAUCAAAAGCCCAAAUCAUGGCAAAGAAUAUUAAUUACACGUGGCUUAUCAUUCAUAAUUUUCAUAUUUGUAUAUACUGUAUGGUGAACAAGGUAUAUAUAUUCAUACGUGUGAUUGCAACACUUGCUUUUUAGUUGAGUAAAAAUAUGAACUAACACAUUAAUUGCGUGAAAAAUGUACAUUGGAAAAGUUCAGUUUCAUUUUAGUGUGAAAAUUGCCAUUAUUCGAAUGAUACUCAUUACCUGCUUUCCUACUCACUAAAUGACUUAUUUGCAAGAUAAAGCAAAAAUGAAAUACUGUAUGUUUUGUAUUUACAAAACAUUAUUUUAGUAAUUUUUCAUUAAAAAUGAUAGGCAGUAGAUGACAAUAAUACCCUUAUUACGAAUUUUUUUUAAAAUGUUUGCUUAAAAAAAGCAUGUUGGAAGGUCAAUCCAAGUAUGAGAUUCAAUUCCAGAGUUUUAAUUGCAAUACUCCAAAAAUUGAAUGAGAUGAAAAAUUUAUUUAUACUCAUAUUUCUGCAGUGCAGGUUAUUUAUCACAAAUUUAUUAUUACUAAAUAUAAGAACAUAACACAUUGUUGUAUUUGAAUCCAAAUUGGAUGUAGAUGAAAUAACUGUUGUAGUAUAUUUAUUGCAAAUAAGGCAGCACAGGUGCUACUACAAGCCCAAAGAAGGUAAAGAUGUUGAAGUUCUCUGUGUGAAAAGAAUUCUAAAUUUUGUGUCAAAUGAAUUUUUAUUGAAUUCAUUCCUUGUUUUUAGUAGAGAAAUAAUUCUCUUUUGGGUUUUGUUUCUAGUGAGUAAAAUUUAAUUUAAUUAUUUAUAUUAUUAAAUUUUUAAUUGUUUUUGUUUUUAUGUAUAUCGUUAUAAUUGUUAGUUUUCUAGUCAUGAAAACAAUAUUGGAGGGGAAAGGUAUAUUUAAAAAUUCAAUGUUUACACUGAGGCAUAAUACUAAAACUUCAUUAGCAACUCUUUGAUAGAAUAUAUUUAUAUCUACAUAAUGAAAUGGAGAAGUGAUGUUCCAAUAGUCCAGAUGCUUCAACAAGAUAUUUGAUUUAGGAUAAAUAAAUAUAUUAGAAUUGUCUGAAGGAAUUGAAUAAUUUUAAAUCUUGAAACUUCUCACAGUCACAAUUUCACACGUACUCUCAUUUCUAUCCAAUCAAAUGGAUGGAAAUAAAGCUAUUAUUUGUUAUUCAAUACAUUUCAGCAUAAUUUUAUUACUAUAAUUAAUAUUUGCAUGACAACUUGUGUCUUAAUGUGUUUAACAUUUUAUUAAUUCACAUUAAAAUCAGAACUCUCCACUAGAUGAUCAAGAUUCUGUUGACUCUUCAAUUGCAAUGUAGAAUAAUGAUUGUUGUUUAAAAAAUCCACUUCUUUUAUAAAUGAUGUAUUACCUAACAAAGAAAUUCAUAUUUGCUUAAGAAUUGAUUUAACUCCACUGUUUCUUUCUUUGCUAUUAGCUUUACUAUUUUCUUUACAUGUUGGCAAGGGGGUACGGAGUGCUUAAGAUAAUCAUUAUGCAAUAUUCAUUUUUCUAGUCAAACCAAAACAAGCAUAAAUUUUUUAUUAUGUACAAUUUUAUUACAUGUAUUUUGUAUUAUUUUUUAAACAAAGACCCUGAAUUUUUGUUUCAAAUAUGGAGAGAAAUGUUUGUUUCUAUAAGUGAAACAUUUUUUUUUAAAUUUUGUAGAUGUUUUAAAAAAUAUUUAUUAUUGUUUAUUUUACAUGUAAAUUUUUAAUUGUUUAUUAUGUAAGUAAAGGUCAUUUCUGAAGUUUAUAUAAUAAUGAAAAAUAAUAAAACAGAAAUUCAUGAUAUUUUUUUCUUUAUACUAUAGGGAAGUGAAUCAAGUUUUAGUGUGAAUUAAUGGUAUCAUGUGAAGUAAUGAAUGAAUGCAUCGAAGGUGUCAAAAACGUUGAAAAUAUUUCAGUUCACAGAAGCUGUAUUACAUUUUUACAUGCAACUUGUUUAUAAUGUUUGAUAGCAAAAAAUAUUUCUGACAUUUAUUCAUGCAGUGACAAAUUGAUCUUGUGGUAUAUGUGAUAUCACAGGAUACUAAUUUUGUUAGAAAAGAUUUAGUCUGUGUAAUACAAAUUAAGGAUAAAUUGCAAGGUAUCAGAACAAUUAUCCAAAGAAAUAUUUUCUUGCAUUGUGUCAUUAUACAGUAACUAAUGUUAAUGUGUGUAUAUCUGUCAAUUUUGUUAUAAGAGAUUUGCAGUGAAAUUCAAUUCAAUAUAUUGAGCUUGUUUCCAAAAGGUACAAAAUCAAACUGGACAAAUUGUACAGUUGAGCAAAAAUACUUACUGUUAUCAAAUCAGUAAUGGUAUUAAAUCAAUAUUUAAAUUAGAUUUUUUUCCUGGGAACCAUUGAGGUAUUUCGUGCCAAAUUUUAAGUUAUUCUGUAUUUUAUCCCAAGGAUAUAAGGAUUUUACUUUUGAAGUUAGUACUUUUGGCAUAAAAAGUAGAAUGAGUUAGAUAUGAGUAUAAUUAAAAACCAAAUAACUAGUUUUUAAUAAUAUUUGUAAUUUACUGCUUCAUUGAAUCAUUUAAAUUAUUUUCAAAUUAAAAUACUAAUGAAUCUCAACAUUAUCUAGGUAUUAACUUCAUUCAUCGUAAAAUAUACCAAGGUUAUUAGAAUUAUCUUCAUUAACUAUAUUUUCUUCUACUACAGCUUUAUUUCUUGCAUUUAAAAGUGAAGUGGAUUUGGUACAUUUUGCUAUGAAAUUAGAAAUUUGAUGACCUCCUACAAACAAAAUUAAGAAGUUUUUGUGAAAAAUAAUAUUAUAUUUAGAUUCUGACAUCGUGAAAUAACUACCAUUAUCUAUAGUUUAAUUUUUGGAAAAUAUGAUUUGGGUAACCUUCGGAAACAAGCUCCUCAUAUAUGGUAUCCUAUUAUGGAGUGUCAUAAUUGUUUUUAUCAGUUUAUUGAAUUGCCUCUAAUAUUUGUUUAGAACUCAAGCAAUAAUCUUAAACUCAUCUUUCAUCAUAAUCUCAUCUGAUUUCAAACCCACAAUGUGCCUCUUCUGUGAUUACUUAUUACUUAAUUCUUUAGACUAAAAAUUACAAUAAUAUUUCACCCUAAAAUCAUUGUUAUAUAAUAGUGCAAUAUCAAUGUCUCCCAAAGAUCUGAGUUGACUAGUUGGAAAUUGUAAUUAGGUACCUGUGAAGUUAAGGAGCAAGAAUUGACUAAUUUUUAGAGUAGUCAAACGUACUGAAACUAAUACAUUUUUCUGGUACUGAAACAGUUCAGUCUUUUAUCUAGCUAGAAAAUGUUACGUAUGUUAUUUAUGAGCAAUGUCUCUAAUUCUUGAAUUUGUUCUUGCUGUGGUCUUUUAAAAACUUAAAAAUCACAUGCUUUUCUAAAUUGUCACUGCAGGUGGAAGUGAUUUGAACUUGCACUGGAUGUAUUUCUCUACAGAUAAUAGGUGUCCCUACUUAAAAUUCAUGCUGUGUAAAAUAAGAGUUAAUAAAACAAAUUAUUCAAAAAUAUUUGAAGAAUGGAAAUAAGUCUUCAAUUUCUAACAUUUGAUACAAGACCAUAUUUUAACAUAAGUUUUGAGAAAUAAUUUCUCAGUACUCUUCCCCUUGCCUAUCAAACUCAUAUCACAUUAUUUACAUUACAUCCUCUCUUUGGAUGAAGCACUGUGAUUUCAUUUUUAUUAUAGUAAUAGACGUAGAAGUAGAAUAAAAUGCGUUAGAAAUGACAUGACGUUAGAAAAUUGUUUUAUGUGCUAUUCAUGAGUUAAAAAUGUGUGAAAGAAAAUUACUUCCCUAUGUACUCAUUUUAAAUGUUUGAUUUGUAUUAAAUAUGUUUUAAUAGUUGAA
Gryllus bimaculatus (two-spotted cricket) is the source of this 8143-nucleotide messenger RNA. The record is from the annotation of a GenBank genome assembly. Lineage: Eukaryota; Metazoa; Arthropoda; Insecta; Orthoptera; Gryllidae.